Messenger RNA from Naegleria lovaniensis, 1539 nucleotides. RefSeq lists its product as uncharacterized. The record is from RefSeq and is a predicted model, not a curated record. Gene Ontology annotation, biological process: proteolysis. Bases 1 to 1539 code for a protein of 512 amino acids. NCBI's taxonomy places the organism in Eukaryota, Heterolobosea, Eutetramitea, Acrasida, Naegleriidae. Gene Ontology annotation, molecular function: metallodipeptidase activity. The transcript is spliced from 2 exons.
AUGUCGCAACAAGCAACGAAUGGUGCAUCUCGCCUGAUCGAUUCAACCGAUCAUGAAACAACACAACAACAAGCCAAUGAUGAUUUGAUUAUUGAUCACACUCGGAGAGUGGAGACUAAUUUUUCUCUAUUCGCUAUCAUUCGAUUUUUAGUUGGGUUAAUGAUGAGAAAUUCGGGAGAGGAUGCCAAUCAGUUUAGAAUUUCUUUCAGAAAACAAUUACGUAAAUUAAGUUUUCUAUUUGUACUGAGUUUACUUGGAAUGAUAUCUGUGAUUGCAGUAAUGAUUCCGAUGGUUUAUUUCAUUGCUGGAACAAAGAGUUUGUUACCAAGUAAUUCGUAUGAUAGAGCCAAAAUAUUGGCUUCUCAAUACGUACCAUUUGUAGAGUCACACAAUGAGUUGCCGUACAAAAUGUUGCUCAUUGAACAACGACUCAAUAAGCCUUUCGAAAACGUAUUCUCACUCAAUACCUUGACAAGCAAAGAUUCAUUACUGGAUUUGUAUCGAAAAACCAAUCUUACCUUGAGCACUGACAUUCCUCGAUUACGGACCGGAAAUGUGAGUGCAAUAGUAUUUUCAAUCCGAACCUUGAACUGCGAUGACAACAUUGUUUCAAAUGUUUUAAAACAAGUAGACUCUAUUCGAACUCGAAUUGUGAAAAAUUUCAGCUCACACAUGAAAUGGGCUCAAAGUGAAAAUGAUAUUUGGAGUGCAUUCUAUUCGAGAAAAAUUGCGUCUCUCAUUCAUAUCGAUGGUGGUCAUGCCAUUCAAAAUUCAUUAGAAAUUUUAAGACAAUAUUACAUGUUAGGAGUAAGAUCCAUGUCCCUUGCCUCAUCACAAUGUCCAAAUAAUUGGGCACAAUCGGCAUCAGCCCUCGUGGGAGGUUAUUCGAAUGGACUCAGCAAAUUUGGUGAAACAGUACUGUACGAACUCAACAAACUUGGAAUAUUGGUGGAUUUGGCACACUCGAGUUCUAAAACCAUGAUCAAUGUAUUGACAUACUCAUAUGCACCUGUAAUUAUUGGACACAGUGGAGUCAAGAGCCUGUGCAAUCAUCCAGACAAUAUCGAUGAUGAUAUCAUUAACUUGGUGAAAGAAAAUCAAGGCAUUGUGCAAAUUGCCUACAACCCGUUGCAGCUUAAUAGUGAUGAAUGGAAGUACUACAACAGCUUGUCUGAUCAAAACGGAACAGCUGUACUUUUACAUGAUGAGAAAGUUCAAUUAAUGAUUCAUGCACAGCUUUCGAAUGUGACCAGUCGAUCCACGAUCGAUACCAUUGUAAGGCAUAUCGAUUAUGUGAAAACACUGACUCAAAGUUGUGACCACAUUUCACUCGGCUCCACCGGUUUCGAUAGCCACUAUCCACUUUUUGUGAAAGGCGUCGAGUCUCCAGCCAAUCACAUGUCUGUGGUUGCUGCCCUCUUGCAGAAAGGUUAUAACACCGAAUGUGUGACUAAGAUCAUGGGAGGAAAUUUCCUUAGAGUCAUGAAACGAGUUGAGACAGUUUCAAAAUCCCUCAACAAUGGUAAAUCUACCAACUAG